CGGGGCUUGGGCAAACGUGGUCCUUUUUUCUACAUGUUAGCUCAGGCGGAAGAGAUCACUCCUGUUUGCAGUGUUUUCCCAGCGGAUACCGAAGACGUAGUCUCAAUUAUUGAUAUUGUACGGGAGGCUGGGGCUACAUUUGCCGUCAAGUCUGGUGGCCAUAGCACCUAUAGCUCUGGUUCUAACGCCGAGAAUGGCAUCAAUAUCAAUCUAAGUCGGCUAAAAGAUAUUAAUAUUUCUGAAGAUCGGAAAUUUGUUACUGUGGGAAGCGGCUGCAGAUUUGGCGAGAUUUAUAGCGAGCUGGAGAAUCUCAAUCUUGGCUGUGUUGGAGGAAGGGUUUCGAGCGUUGGGGUCGGAGGACUUGUUUUGGGAGGUGGUCUCUCUUUCUUUUCUUCCGAAAGAGGCCUUGCGUGCGAUAAUGUCAUAAGCUACGAGCUCGUUCUUGUCAACGGCCAAGUGCUAAAAGUCACUCAUGAAUCAUAUCCUGACUUAUUCUGGGCUAUGAGAGGCGCUGGCUUGUGUUUUGGAAUUGUUACUCGUUUCGAGCUUAAAACUUUCGAAAUGGGAAAGAUUUGGGGAGGUUCCCGAACAUAUGCUCACGAGCAUGAGAUGGCAGUCCUUGACAACUUUAGCAGGUUUGUUCAAAUAGAAGCCGUGGACGAUCCUUUGGCACACUCUUAUAUCGUUGGAAUCGACGCUGCAAAAGACGGUAACUGCGUUUAUAGUGUGACCAUGUCGCACGGAAGCCCCAAAGAACCCCCAGCUUUUGAUGACUUUAAGCAGCUUACGCCCCUUGAUUCCACGACUCAAACUCGUACCUUGAAGAGUCUGUGCGACGAGCUUGAUACUCACAUGGAACCAGGAGUUAGGUACCAUGCUCCCGCACUGACCAUUAAGUAUGAUCGAGGAACAUUGAAGGAAAUCAUUAAUCUCUAUGCCAAAGGAGUAGAACUUUUAAAAGACCAGGAUGAUUUUGCACCAGCAUUCGUAUGCCAGCCCUUACUCCCUAAUAUGCUGCCAAAGGACGACAUCGGCAAUGCAAUGGGGAUUAAGGCCGAGGAUGGGCCAUUGAUUCUAUUCACUCCCGUUUGGAGGUGGACUAACAUUAAGCACGAUGAAUCAAUCUACAAGGCAGUAAAUGUAUUCAUGGAAAAGGCUGAAAAGGCAGCCAGAGCUCGUGGCACAUUCCACAGGUACAGAGUGCUUAACUAUUCGGCCGCCUAUCAAGACAUUUAUGGUGGAUAUGGCGAAGAAAACCGGAAGCGCCUUUUGGAGAUUAGAGCCAAAUAUGACCCGGACGAUAUAAUGUCGAAGCUUCGCCCCGGUAUUAUACAGCUCCUGCCUAAAAGGAGUGAUGAUGUGUAAUAG
Messenger RNA from Trichoderma asperellum CBS 433.97, 1368 nucleotides. RefSeq lists its product as uncharacterized. Gene Ontology annotation, molecular function: FAD binding. The record is from RefSeq and is a predicted model, not a curated record. NCBI's taxonomy places the organism in Eukaryota, Fungi, Ascomycota, Sordariomycetes, Hypocreales, Hypocreaceae.